AUGUUUAAACGAUCGAGUUCGAAUGUGUUAAAUCUAUCAAAAAGUAAAUCCAAAUCAACAAAUGACCAAUCUUCUCAAGAUCGAACACAGCAACAAUCAAAUCCUUUUGCUGGUAGACGACAGCCGAGCCUUAACAUCGUCAGUCAAUACAAAAGAAAAGCACCGAUGCCAUUUACAGUAAAUUCCGAUGAUGAUUGGGGCGACUUUCAAGCAAGUAAAUUUCAAAAACCAAAAGAAAAAGAAGAGAAGCCAGCAUUUAUAAAACCGGUCAAGAAGAGACGCCUGUUUGAGCCUUUUGGGCAUGACACUAAUGCUCGUGCCAAACUAUUGAUCGACACUGUAUUUCGAUCAACAGACGAAGCCAACAAUGACAUGGGCAAAGAAACCUGUCCUUAUUGUGGAGAUAUACUCGAGCCAAUGACGAAUUCACUAAGACAGUAUCUAGAGCAAAAGGAAACUAAGGAUAGAGCACACGAACAGGAGCAGCUCGCUCGACUGAAACGAGAAAACGCACAGUCCUCGUUUGGAACGGCUGACUGGAUUGUAGAGCAACGCCGUGUGUCAACAACCGAUAAGCAUGAAUUCUGCAAAUUACAUCAUAUUGAACUUGUUGUCAAGAAACAAGGCAAUGAAAGAGGCUACCCAGAAACAAUAGAUUUUAAGGGAAUAGAGAAACGUAUCCUGGGAUUCAAAUCUCAAUUAGACGAUGUGAUAGAUGGCAAGGUAAAAAGUAAAUUUAAGGAUAUUGCCUUGGAUGCAUACGCUGAAUUUGGUCAAAGUAAAGCAAGAAGCGCCGUAAAUGUGCUCGUCCGACUUGAAAACUGCGUACCUGGUUAUUACGGACCCAGAGGAUCUACUACGAUCACCGAGGUGCUAUCCAAACUAUACCUUCAAUCCGGCAUUCUCACCAAGGAAUUGACGCAACCUCAACUGCCACUCGAAUACAUUCAGCAAGUACUCAUGCCUGAAGCAGGUCUUCGGCUCAUUCGACAAGACCUAUUGAACAAAUCCAGACGGGGUCACACUAGUAUCUUUGAUGCCCCUCCUAUUCCUCCCAAUUUGACAGAAACUGCAGAAAAGGUCAUGGCAGAAAGUCGCGAAUAUGGAGCUGCAAUAUUUCCAGAGGCAGAAGAUGAAAGUAUCACAAUAGAAGCUGAUGACAGUGAUGGCUGUUAA
Molecule: messenger RNA, 1176 nt
Organism: Rhizopus microsporus ATCC 52813
Lineage: Eukaryota; Fungi; Mucoromycota; Mucoromycetes; Mucorales; Rhizopodaceae
Exons: 1
Coding region: 1-1176 (391 amino acids)
Source: RefSeq, a predicted model, not a curated record